This is a messenger RNA of Botrytis cinerea B05.10, 1259 nucleotides long. RefSeq lists its product as hypothetical. The record is from RefSeq and is a predicted model, not a curated record. The transcript is spliced from 2 exons. Gene Ontology annotation, molecular function: riboflavin reductase (NADPH) activity; FMN binding. Lineage: Eukaryota; Fungi; Ascomycota; Leotiomycetes; Helotiales; Sclerotiniaceae. The coding region runs from base 82 to 1056 and encodes 324 amino acids.
GACUCAAUCAACGACGGAGUCGCAUUAAAAUUUAUAUCAGUUGGUUUGGAAAGGGCUACAGUUUUGUAGUAUCUAGAAAAAAUGAUACUUGCCAGGAAUUCGCGGAGUUUCCUUUAUACAAAUCAAUCGUCUGUCGUGGGAGGCUUUCAUGAAUUAUUCUGGAGAUGGAGUUCAUUGGAGAAGACUUCUAAGAAAUACCACACUCACUCCUCUCGACACAAUUCGUUCUCAAAAUGUAUUCAUCAACAAUCGAGAAAACGCAGCAGCUUAUCCAAAGCUUCUCCUUCAAAACCAACCAGCGCCAUUGAAUCAACAAAUACACCCAUAGAUACCCCAUUGGAAGCUCUCAGCAACCCCCCAGAACUCAAACAACUCGCCUUAGAUGUCCGUCAAGUAAUGCGCAAUGUACCACAUUCUGUCGUGAUCCUCACCACUCCAAAUCUUAAUGCAAACUCCGGAGAACCCUCAAUAGCAGCAGCAGCUAUGACUUUAUCCUCCUUUACUACCCUUACACUCUCACCAGAACCUAUCAUCACAUUCAACAUCAAGCGUCCUUCCAGAACACUCGAUGCGCUCAAAGCGCUAUACCCCGCUGGGUCUGCAUCAUCAUCCGCAAAAGAUAACCCCGAUAGGUGGUUUCACAUCCACAUUUUAGAAGCCAACGCAUCAGGUGCUCAACUUGCCAAUUAUUUUUCUCGCGGUGGACCUAUGCUUCCUGAGGAUCACAAGUUGGUGUAUUCUCCCGGUACAGUUUCAGGUGUAACCACUAGAGGUAUAAGACAGACCUUUCAAUGCGAAAUGCUGAGGAAUCAUGAAAAUAGUGGGUUUCUCGAUGUUGGGGAUCAUACGUUGGUUUUUGGGAAGGUGAUGAGGAUUGGAUUUGGGGAGGCAGCGGAAAAAGUGAAGGGGCGGAAAAAGGACUGGAGGGGGUUGUGUUACAUGCAGGGGAAAUAUCAAAUUACAACUCCUUUGUUGCAUGCUGAUAAGAAGAAGGAUCAAACUGUACAAGGUAAUGGAAUUGAAGGUAGAGCAAGUUUGACGGAGAGGAAAAUAUAGAGUUUGUACUGGACAGAAUCUUGGAGAGUCAAGAAAAGAAUUUGGUGUCAUGAGCACCGGUUCGUGGUAUGUAUAAAGAAUCUCAUGUUUUCAUUUGUAAAGUUUGCUAUCAGGAUGAAUUGUAUUUUAUUGUACUAUAUUUGGUAUCUACGCGUCGAAACUCCCGCAAACCCACAAUAAAGUACCUAAGUAGGCCAUGCCCA